Messenger RNA from Miscanthus lutarioriparius, 1593 nucleotides. Lineage: Eukaryota; Viridiplantae; Streptophyta; Magnoliopsida; Poales; Poaceae. The record is from the annotation of a GenBank genome assembly.
AUGGCGCCGCCUAGCUCGUGGUGGGGCAGCGAGGAGCAGCGCGGCACGCCGGUGGUGGUGAAGAUGGACAACCCCUACUCCCUGGUGGAGAUCGACGGGCCCGGCAUGCCGCCCUCCGACAAGGCCCGGGGCAAGAACGCGAAGCAGUUCACGUGGGUGCUGCUCCUGCGCGCGCACCGCGCCGUGGGGUGCGUGGCCUGGCUGGCCGGUGGCUUCUGGGGCGUCCUGGGCGCCGUGAACCGCCGCGUGCGACGCAGCCGCGACGCGGACGACGAGCCGGACGCCGAGGCCUCGGGCCGCGGCCGCGUCAUGCUGCGGUUCCUGCGCGCGUUCCUGCUGCUCUCCCUGGCCAUGCUGGCCUUCGAGACCGUGGCGCACCUCAAGGGGUGGCAGUUCCCGCAGCACCUGCCGGGUAACCUGCAGGAGCUGGAGGAGCAGCUGCAGCACCUCCCCGAGCACCUGCGGCACCUCCCCGAGAACCUGCGGCACCUCCCCGACCACCUCCGCGUGCCGGAGCGGCAGGAGAUCCAGGGGUGGCUGCACCGGGCGUACGUGGCCUGGCUGGAGUUCCGCGUCGACUACAUCGCCUGGGCCAUCCAGAAGCUGUCCAGCUUCUGCAUCCUGCUCUUCAUGGUGCAGUCCGUGGACCGCAUCGUGCAGUGCCUCGCGUGCUUCUGGAUCAAGAUCCGCGGCAUCAAGCCUCGUAUCCCGGCAGCGUCCGGCGGCAUCAAGCCUCGUGGAACUGCAAGGAAGAGCGCGGAUGUCGAGAACAACGGUGACGCCGACGACGACGCCGACGGCUACUUCCCCAUGGUGCUCAUCCAGAUGCCCAUGUGCAACGAGAAAGAGGUGUACGAGACGUCCAUCUCGCACGUGUGCGAGUUGGACUGGCCGCGGGACCGGCUGCUGAUCCAGGUGCUGGACGACUCGGACGACGAGGUGUGCCAGAUGCUGAUCAAGGCGGAGGUGACCAAGUGGAGCCAGCGCGGCGUCAACGUCAUCUACCGCCACCGCCUGUCGCGCACCGGCUACAAGGCCGGCAACCUCAAGUCCGCCAUGGCAUGCGACUACGUCAAGGACUACGAGUUCGUCGCCAUCUUCGACGCCGACUUCCAGCCCAACCCGGACUUCCUCAAGCUCACCGUGCCACACUUCAAGGAGGACCCGGAGCUUGGUCUGGUCCAGGCUCGUUGGAGCUUCGUGAACAAGGACGAGAACCUGCUGACCCGGCUGCAGAACAUCAACCUGUGCUUCCACUUCGAGGUCGAGCAGCAGGUCAAUGGCGUCUACCUCAACUUCUUCGGCUUCAACGGCACGGCCGGCGUGUGGCGCAUCAAGGCGCUCGAGGACUCGGGCGGCUGGAUGGAGCGCACCACCGUCGAGGACAUGGACAUCGCCGUCCGCGCGCACCUCAACGGCUGGAAGUUCAUCUUCCUCAACGACGUCAAGGUCCUCUGCGAGCUGCCGGAGUCUUACCAGGCUUACAGGAAGCAGCAGCACAGGUGGCACUCCGGCCCCAUGCAGCUCUUCCGCCUCUGCAUCCCGGCCAUCUUCAGGUCCAAGAUCCGUUCUGGAAAAAGGCGAACCUGGUGA